Molecule: messenger RNA, 3471 nt
Organism: Candoia aspera
Lineage: Eukaryota; Metazoa; Chordata; Lepidosauria; Squamata; Candoiidae
Gene: CNTN6
Product: contactin 6
Exons: 22
Coding region: 1-3471 (1156 amino acids)
Biological process (GO): brain development; axon guidance; cell-cell adhesion
Cellular component (GO): axon; plasma membrane
Molecular function (GO): cell-cell adhesion mediator activity
Source: RefSeq, a predicted model, not a curated record
AUGACAAGGUCCAGGUUCCGUCGUCCACCACACCCAGCCAAAUUGCUGUCAUGGGGUUCGUCUGGUGGCCAAGACUGGUCUGGUCUACCACUCCAUCUCUGCCAGGGCCGACCAUUCGACGAGCAGUUUGUCACACCACCCCGAUCAGCCCUCCUCACACCGCACCGCUGGGAUCGAACUUCCACCUGGGGGGGGCCCUCGUUGGGGCUCACUCCUGAGCCACACAGCUACUCAAAAGUAGCUCCAACAGGACUGGCCUGUUGCUCUGCUGCUUGUCGUACCGCCAGGCUGGAGAGGAGGAAACGCUCCAGCAAAGGCAGGGAGCUCCCACCUCCAAAGAUGUUAGAGGUAGCCGCUAUCAAGCCGCAGUCCAAAGGGGCCAACCAGGGUUCUUUGCCGCCUGCUGCUGCUCACCGCUGCCACUCUGUCCAUGAGGGUUCUCCCACUCUCACCACCCACACAUCAGAUGAACAAAUUCUCCAUGGUCCUGUUUUUAUUCAAGAGCCAUCUGAUGUCAUAUAUUCAGAGAAUUCAGAAAAUUCAGAUGUGCUUUUGAACUGUACAGCAAAAGGUACUCCUUUGCUACACUAUUGGUGGAAGCAAAAUGGCACAGAUAUUGAUCUUAACGUGAGUUAUCACUACAGGCUGGUUGGAGGCAGCUUGGCAAUCAAUAAUCCACGUAAGAAACAGGAUAUUGGAACAUACCAAUGUUUGGUCACAAAUUCAUUUGGAACGAUUCUGAGCAGAAAAGCAAAGCUCCAGUUUGCAUAUCUUGACAACUUUGAAACUAAAGCAAGAAGCGUUGUAUCAGUCAGAGAAGGACAAGGAGUUGUUCUGUUCUGUGUACCUCCACCACACUAUGGAGAUUUAUCAUACGCUUGGAUUUUCAACAAUAACCCCUUAUACCUUCAGGAAGACGAUCGUCGCUUUGUCUCUCAAGAGACAGGAAACCUAUAUAUUGCCAAAGUGGAAGCUUCUGAUGUGGGCAUCUGCACUUGUGUUGUAUCAAACAGAGAAAUAAAACGAAGUGUGCAGGGGCCACCUACACCACUUGUGCUUCGUAGCGAUGCUGUGAUGGGGGAAUAUGAACCAAAGAUUGAAGUGUGUUUUCCAGAAACUAUGCAGGCAGCAAAAGGGACAUCCAUUCAACUGGAAUGUUUUGCCCUUGGAAAUCCUGUUCCCAGUAUCACUUGGAAGAGAUCUGAUGGCAUACCAUUGGCCAGAAAAAUCAGUACAUCCAAGGGAAUCCUUGAAAUCCCAGAUUUUCAACAGGAAGAUGAAGUUACUUAUGAAUGUAUUGCAAGAAAUGUACAGGGAAGGAAUAUUGCACGGGGCCAACUGUUUACAUAUGCUCUUCCAGAAUGGAACAAAAGCAUUGAGAAUGUACAAUGCUUGGUGCUCUGUCAACAACAAUGCAGACAUUGGAGUUAUUUGCUUAUGUACUGUUUCUUUCUUAUUUUGAAGGAAAGAAUUCAAAUUGAAAAUGGCACUUUUACUAUAAGUAUGCUGAACAUUUCAGAUUCCGAUCUCUACCAGUGUGCUGCAGAAAACAGAUAUGACUCCAUUUAUUCCAAUGCUGAGUUAAGAGUCAUGGCUUCAGCUCCUGAUUUUUCUAAACAUCCCAUGAAAAAAACUUCAGUUGUCCAUGUGGGAGGUGAAGUAACCAUUGGAUGCAAACCAAAUGCCUCUCCCAGGGCUGUUAUUAGUUGGAAAAAAGGCACUGAAACUCUACAGCAAGGUAAAAGAAUCUUUAUCUUAGAAGAUAACAGUCUGAAGAUAUAUAAUAUUAACAAAUCUGAUGCAGGUGUAUACAGCUGCAUAGCAAUGAAUCAAUUUGGAGUUGCGAGGAAUUCAGGAAACCUGAUUGUGAAAGAAAAAACUGUCUUCACUAACCCACCUUGUGAUAUGGAUGUUACUGUUGGAGAAAGUAUUGUUCUGCCUUGUCAAGUAUCCAAAGAUCCAUCCAUUGAGGUUGUCUUUUCAUGGUCAGUCAAUGGAGAUCUUAUUGAUUUUAAAAAAAGAAUGACUCAUUUUGAAAGAGCUGGAAGCGAAUCUGUAGGGGAUCUUAUGAUAAGAAAUAUUCAACUAAAUCAUUCUGGAAAAUAUACAUGCACUGUGCAAACCUCGAUGGACAUUCUAUCAGAAUCAGCAGAAAUAAUUGUAAGGGGAAUUCCUGGCCCACCAAAAGAAGUUAGUAUUGAACAUGUUUCUAGUACAACUGCAGUGCUGAAUUGGAAACCAGGAGCAGAUAAUAACAGUCCUGUCCACACAUACACAGUUCAGACAAGGACCCCUUUUUCAAUUGGAUGGCAAGCAGUUUCAACAGUUCCUGAAGUGAUUAAUGGAAAGACCCACACAGCUACGGUGGUUGACUUAAAUCCCUGGGUUGAAUAUGAGUUUAGAGUUGUUGCUGCCAACAGUGUUGGAAUUGGGGAACCGAGCACACCAUCUGAGCUACUAAGAACUAAAGCAUCUCUUCCUACAGUGGUACCCACAAAUGUGAGUGGAGGUGGAGGAAGCCGAGCUGAACUUGUCAUCACAUGGGAGUCAAUUCCUGAAGAACUACAAAAUGGGGAAGGUUUUGGAUACCUUAUUAAGUUUCGGCCCCUUGGCUCCUUGAGCUGGACUAAAGCAGUGGUGACUUCAGUGGAGGCAUCCAAAUAUGUCUACAGAAAUGAAAGCAUCCCACCACUAUUUCCCUUUGAAGUAAAAGUGAGUGUAUUUAAUCAUGAAGGAAUAGGCACCCUGAGCCCAGUAUUUCUUGUGUACUCUGGAGAGGAUGAGCCCCAGAUAGCACCAGCUGGCAUUUCAGUACAAAGCUUCUCAUCUUCUGAAGUGGGAGUCUCUUGGAACCCUCUUGCAUGGACCAAACAUACUGGAAGGAUUCUUGGCUAUGAGGUCUUAUAUUGGAUGGAUGAUUCGAAGGACUCAACAACUGGUAAAAUUAGAGUCAGUGGCAACAUGACAGCAAAAAACAUGACCAACCUUAAGGCCAAUACCAUGUACUUUGCCACAGUGAGGGCUUACAACACAGCUGGAACUGGACCAUCCAGUGUUCCAGUGAAUGUAACUACAAAAAAAUCACCUCCAAGUCAGUGCCCAGCAAAUGAAGUCUGGCAAUUGACCAAUUCAAAAAUAUGCUUGAACUGGGAUCAUGUGAAAACGAUGGAAAAUGAGUCUGAUGUCCUAGGCUACAAGAUUUUGUACAGGCAGAAUGGACAAAGCAUCACUUAUAUCCUAACGACAAACAUAACAUCUGCUGAGCUGCUGGUGCCUUUUGAAGGAGAUUACCUCAUUGAAAUAAGAACUGUAAGUGAUGGAGGAGAUGGAAGCAGCAGUGAAGAAAUUAGAAUUCCAACCCAGUCGAGUUUAAGCUCCAAGGGGAUGCACACCUGUCCUUCAGUUGGUGACAUAAUCACAAAUAAAAUUAUAAUUCUGAUUUAUAUUUUCAAUUCUGCUGGAUACUUUUGA